AUGUGCUUCUCAAGCAAUACCAUCGACGACCCGACGCAGUCGCCGAUGCGCGUCGCGGGGCUCUUCAGUCGGAGAGUCCCGGAUCCCACGCAGCAGCCGAUCCACAUAACGGAGUCUAACGACGCGCAUGUGAGCGAUUCCCAGGCUUCAGAUACCAAGAAGCGGAAGGGAAGCCAUAAGAACGGUGCGGCAUUUGUCGACGUGACAGAUAAAGAACCCGAGGCUGUGACAAAGAAGCAGUCGGAUGCCGCCGCUGAAGCAGCACCCCCAAGCCCAAAGAUAGAUGCCCGGAAGAACUGGCGCGGUCGAAGCUCCAACCCAGCAACGUUUGGCUUCGGGCUUGGUGCAGAUUUCGGGGCCACGCCAGCAUGA
Messenger RNA from Cladophialophora carrionii CBS 160.54, 372 nucleotides. RefSeq lists its product as uncharacterized. The record is from RefSeq and is a predicted model, not a curated record. Lineage: Eukaryota; Fungi; Ascomycota; Eurotiomycetes; Chaetothyriales; Herpotrichiellaceae. Bases 1 to 372 code for a protein of 123 amino acids. The transcript has a single exon.